Cladocopium goreaui is the source of this 468-nucleotide messenger RNA. Lineage: Eukaryota; Dinophyceae; Suessiales; Symbiodiniaceae. The record is from the annotation of a GenBank genome assembly.
AUGGCCUGGCAAGCUUUGCCCUCACCGCUUCAGGGCACCUGUGUCUCUGGAUGUCACUUACCCGUGGCGCCGGCAAAGCCUAGCCACAAAGGUCCUGGUUAUGAUGCGCCGGUGGCCAAAGUCCUCUUGGCUGCCUUGGACCGGCCUCGUCGCAGCCGUGGCGCUCACGUGCCGCGGCGGAUCUUCGAAUCGCUGGCGGAGCUGACGUCAUCGCUGACCGAAGCGCCGGAGGAGCAGCUGCGAAGGCGGUUGGAUGGACGACUGCAGGAGAUCAACGGCCUCGAGGCUCGCUUCGCCGAGCUCAGCGCCUCCCAGCUGACCGCGGAGGCCCGAGCCCUGCGCGCGCGCGCCGCCAGGGAGACCUUGGAGGCGCUGCUGCCGGAGGCCUUCGCCUUGGUGCGGGAGGCAUCCAAAAGGACCUGGGAUGGACUGGGAUUGGACGGACCUGGGAAAAAUGGUGAGAAAUGA